Messenger RNA from Hirsutella rhossiliensis, 2181 nucleotides. RefSeq lists its product as uncharacterized. The transcript has 8 exons. The record is from RefSeq and is a predicted model, not a curated record. Lineage: Eukaryota; Fungi; Ascomycota; Sordariomycetes; Hypocreales; Ophiocordycipitaceae. The coding region runs from base 1 to 2181 and encodes 726 amino acids.
AUGGACCACCUACCCUUCCCUCAAGGCGCCCAACCGCCCAAGGUGCCCUAUGUAGGCACCGACUUUGUUGAUGAUGGCGAGUUCUCGAGGUAUCCUCGACGACAAGGAAUGGAGACGGACCUGCGCACAUGGACCUUUACGCGACUGCCCCCGGAGAACUACCAGGCAUUUUUCCAGACCUGGCUCUACUUCGGGUGCCUAAGCAAAGUGUUCCAGAUAGUCGGCCUGCCUAUCAACGCGGGGGAGUUUAUAAACCGCAAAGAGGGUAUCAUUCUAGGCGCCAUCAGAGAGGUCCUAGACAUAAUGCGAAACACGCUCCGCGGCCCUUUGCAGGCGUUUCGACAUUUUCUCGCCGAGCAGCAUCCAGACGGCCCCGUGACAGCUUCCUGGCCGAACAUCGCACUAUCCAUCGGGGCGCUAGGGUAUACCAUCCGGCGCGUCUCGGACGACCUAUACGCUCCAGCGAGGAUGGAGCGCUCGCAUUGGUGUAAGGCCUUGAUCACUAAGAUGCUUAAAGGGGUAGAAGUCGACUUUCUCGUCUUUGUCGGCUCGAUACCCUUUCCUCGCGCCUUCGAGAACCAUAAAGAGUGCGAGACGACCGUCUGUCGCGGUAGGAUUGCCGAUAGCGCCCAAUACCAAGUCGCCCACGCGUCGGAGCCCUGCGCAUGGUCGGACCACGAGGGUUUGCAGGUAGUUCAAUACCGGGAGAAUAUGCCCUUUGUCGCUAUCUCGCACGUAUGGUCCGACGGCAAAGGAAACCCGGACCGCAACGCGCUUCCUCGAUGCCAGCUGCAACACAUCCAAGCCAAAGUAACGGAGCUCUACUCGCCGGUUGGGUUCUGGAUGGACACGUUGUGCGUGCCGGUGGCGGAGGAGCAUAAGGACCUACGUAGCAAGGCCAUCAAGCAGAUGCGGGCAAUCUACGAGGCGGCAGACCGGGUUCUCGUGCUUGACAACCGCGUCGAGCAGCUCGCCGUGUCAAGUAGCAUCUGCGACCGUGCGGCCCGGCUUGUCGUGUCUAACUGGCAGGGCCGCCUCUGGACGCUACAGGAGGGCAUUAUGGCGCAGCAGCUCUUCUUCCAAUUUAGUGAUGGGGCCUUGGCCCUGCCCGAGCUGGAGGAGGAGGAGAUUCGCCAGCGGGACAAGAGCCGGCCUAGCCCCGGCUUCUGGCACCGUGUCAGCCACGGCCUGCUCACGCUGUUGUCCAUUGGUCUCAUCUUUGGAAGCGAGGCCGAUGUCCCUGGCGUCGAUGGACUAUUCGAGGCGCUGAUGCCGGUUGCCAAGAACCGGCUGACAACCAACCUCGAUGACGAGACGGUCUGCCUGGCCACCCUGUUGCGCCUAGAUCCCGGGCCGCUCUUGGGAAUUAAGAGGCUCCUUGUGGGAUAUCCUGGGAUUAUGCUGCACUCUCUCGACCCCUCCUUGAUCCGGGCUGGCCGGUUCUACGUGCGAGAGAAGGCGCAAAAGUGGUUUCAGUAUCGCGUAUCGUUGAUUGCGAGGCCGGAAGACACGGCUCAGCUCGACAAGCUCGGCGAUGAGGGAAACCGACAGGCCCUUGUGAUGAUAGCUGCCCCCGGUGACGAGCGUGACGGGCCGCUCGCGGCUGUCUUUGGCGACUUGAGAGGAGUGAGCAGCGACGGAGUCAGGCAGCUUCGCCAUCUGUGUCUAGCCAAGGUCGAAGAGGAUGAUGAGGCGGAGGAAGAGCGGAACAAUGCGAACGGCACGUGCUUUGGAGGUGGCGAGAAUGAUGAAGACGAUGAAGAGGAAGAGGAAGACGAGGAAGACCGGGACGAUGGCUCCGACGAGGAAGAAGUCGACUACCACGGUGCGGAGGAUGAUGCCGAGGAGGAUGAUCAGAACGGCGACAACAGUGACUGGGCGGAUACGAACUCGGACUCGGACUCGGAGCAGAUGUACAAGGGCGCGGAGCCCGAGGAGGGAGAGGAUGCAGUUGGUCACGGCGGUCAAGACGGCGCCAAGGUAUGUGAGGACACGGACUCGGACGACGAGUCCCUUCUCGACAGUGAUGCGGAUGGAGAAGACGACAGGUACGCCGCCCUGUUGAGAAGCAACUCCAAGAGAGUGGGGUUGAAUGGGAGGGAUCGAGAACAGCCGCGUCAGGAGCAGGUGGUCUUUGGCAAGGUGCUGUUUUCCAAGAACAACAAAUGGUGUAUCAUAUAG